CAUCCUUAUCAGUUCGAACGGAGCUAUUGUUGAUUGUGAUCUACUUCAGCAUAGAAGUUUUAGUGAAUCGUGUCAGAAAACAAUCUCUAUCUGCUAUUAACUAUUAGUAAUGCAUACCUAAAUAAUAAUGACGCAAACCGUUGUCGAAUUGCACUGGUUUCCGAAGUACACGGAUCGUUUCCUGACUGCGGCCGGAUCGGAAAUCAAUCUGUAUCAGGUGAAAACUCGUGACCUCAUUGACCAUGGAGUUAACAGUAACAUAAAUUUAGAUAUCUCGACAAAUAGCACUGCCACGCUAAUAGCUUUCGAAACGCGUUAUCAAUUCAUCCGUUCGGUUGCUCCGUCCUAUCACUCGAAUGGCGAUAUUCUAUUUGCAGCUGGUCUGCCUAAUGGCAAGGUGGCACUGUGUAAUUUUGCAACCGAAAAUAAUAUUGAAUUCACACCACGCGUUUCACGUCCCUGUACAUGUAUCGCAUGGAGCGAACUGGAACCGAGUCUGAUAGCGAUGGGACACGAUCGGAACAGGUCCGACCACUGUAUCACAAUCUGGGAUACGGAGAGGGGUGUUCCUAAUCAAACCUCAAUCCUUCAGUUGAUAGGCUUAUCGGAAACGGCACAUUCCAUCUGCUGGGAUCGUACAUUCCCUCAGGUUAUGAUUGCUGGAAUGAGUCACAAGUACAUUAAAAUGAUGGAUUUCAGACAAAAUACGCCUGUAGUGACGGUGGCCAACGCACGUACUGUUAAUGGACUUUGCAUAGCUCCGAACGGGCGUUACUUGGCCAGCUACGUGGAUAACGUGAUCAACCUGUGGGAUCUUCGAUAUCUGGAUAAAGCCAUCAGUCAGAUUCAGAUGCAAAAAAACAUCACACACUUGUCUUGGUGUCCGACGAGAUCAUCAGUGCUGACUACCCUACAGCGUGACUCUCCCCUGAUACAUUUAACCGAUCUACAUUGGCCCGGUUCGGAGACGGAUGGUGGAGAGCCACAUUCAAUCAAGCGAUUCGUUUCACCGUUCCAACCUCGCAGUGGCAGCCGGGUUCCAACGAUGGGCUACCUUUCGUGGCAUCCCUAUGAUCUUGAACGAAUGCUGGCUCUGUCAGGAACCGGUAUUAUUUGUGACUUCAAGAUACCGCAACGAGUAGCCAUUUCCUGGGAUAAUAACAAUAAUUUAUACGGUAAUAAUGGGGCUGAGCUGCGACAGUUUACAUCACCGACUCCACCGACUACUCCGACGGAUUCGUUAAAUCAGUGGGAUUGUGGAAUUGAUAGUUAUGAGGAGGAUAUAGCGGAAACAAUUCAGAAACGAGCCUUGAAUAACUACGGCCUGAUGACGGAGAUACAACGAAAUGGGGAUUUGGCGGGUAGUGCGAAUUUGAAAGGUGUGUGGCGCUUACUGGGGCAUAUGAUCAAAGAAGACUGCAAGUUGGGGUUGAACACAAUUCUAGGAGUGUGUAGUUCUCCGGAUGGUCCAGCAAUGUCUCGUUCGGAACCGGUUAUGACCAAAUGGAUUGACUUUAGCAUCGGUAGUGGUUUGGUUGUGUACCGAAGUGAACACAGAGAUACAGCUCAACUGCUUUGCGGAUGGACCUUUGACCGGAAAAAUGAAUCGUCAUUCCUUGCGUUCAUCGAAGAACUUUGCACGAAUAAGGAAUUCACGAGGGCAGCAUUGAUUGUCUGCUUUCACUUUAGGAUAAAACAAGCAAUCGAUAUACUGGGCAGGGGUGCUGAACAGGCAUCGGAUCCAAGUUCGUUGUUGCGAGUAGCGGCCAUAGCCUUAUCGGGAUUCAGUGCAGAGCGUUCCGGACUGUGGCGGAAGCAGUGUGGAGCAGCCCGAACACAAAUUGACGAUCCUUAUCUGCGCUGUAUGUUUUCGUUUUUGGCUCACGAAAAGGAUGGUUUCGAAACCGUAACUAACGAAACGGAAAUUUCCCUUGGCGACCGGAUGGCUUUUGCGUGUAACUUCCUGUCCGACCUCAAGUUGGCAGAAUAUAUCAAAGGCAUGGUGGCCAGCUGUAUCGAGUGUGGUGAUUUGAACGGUCUCCUGCUGACCGGCGCCACCAAUGAUGGGAUUAAACUACUCCAAAGUCAUCUGGAUCGAACCGAAGAUGUGCAAACCGUUGCGUUGAUCGCUUCCCGAUUCCUCACAUCGGAUCUUUUAACCGACUAUCGCGUUCAGUAUUGGAUCUCUACAUAUCGGGAUUUGCUGGACAUUUGGGGCCUAUGGGAGCAACGUGCCCAGCUGGAUAUUGCCCUGGGACGUAUCCGUUCACCGCCGCAGAAUUCGCGGUCCGUAUUUCUUCUGUGCAAUUUUUGCGGAAAGAAUGUUUCGAUGGCCCUCCAGGAAGAUGCACGACUUCGUAGUAACGCGGCCGUCAUGCAUAAGCUUUCCUCGUGUCCGAACUGUCGGAAACCGUUACCGCGUUGUGCGCUCUGCUUGCUACACAUGGGAACCACCAUGGGUUCCAUGUCUGGACAGGGAUAUUCUAGCCAGGGUCAGAUCGGUUGGCAGUCGAAACCGUUCUCGAAGUGGUUCUCCUGGUGUCAGACCUGUCGCCAUGGUGGACACACCGAACAUCUGGCGGAAUGGUUCAAUGAGAACACCGAAUGUCCAGUCACCUCGUGCAGCUGCAAGUGCUACGCCAAAGAUCUUCCGAUGCCGCAGUUCCCGCGUGAAAAAGACAGUCCCUCCUGAUAUCAGCUAACGACAUCGUUUUAGUUCGAAAACAACAACAACAAGAACUACAGAGAAGUGAAACACACCGCGUAAAUAGUUUGAAAAAUAAAACGAUGCAAGCUUUUAUGGCCCCCCUCAAAAGGGUCUACUGCCACUCAGAUUAAGAGACCGUCGAUUGAUUAGGCUUUGUGGGUUUGAUGGUUUGGAAAAAAUGUUUGCUGUUUUGUUUGCCAGUUUAUUGUAGCUUGGUACUUCUUUAUGUGUAUGAAGAACGAACGUUCACGUCAUGUGAGAUUUAUUGUUUUCUAGAGUAUAUUUUUUCUAAGAUAAUUUUAAUUGUACUUUUAAAAGUUUUUGUUGUAAAAAUAAACAAACAAU
Molecule: messenger RNA, 3052 nt
Organism: Malaya genurostris
Lineage: Eukaryota; Metazoa; Arthropoda; Insecta; Diptera; Culicidae
Gene: mio
Product: GATOR complex protein MIOS
Exons: 6
Coding region: 128-2692 (854 amino acids)
Biological process (GO): cellular response to amino acid starvation; positive regulation of TORC1 signaling
Cellular component (GO): cytoplasm
Molecular function (GO): protein binding
Source: RefSeq, a predicted model, not a curated record